Molecule: messenger RNA, 885 nt
Organism: Penicillium antarcticum
Lineage: Eukaryota; Fungi; Ascomycota; Eurotiomycetes; Eurotiales; Aspergillaceae
Exons: 1
Coding region: 1-885 (294 amino acids)
Source: RefSeq, a predicted model, not a curated record
AUGCGCGGCUUGGUAGUCGCCCUCUUAGCGGUGCAGUGCGCCCAGGUACUUGGCCACCCUCAUGCCGCCGCAAACACAGAAUGGGUUCCCGCUAAGACUACAACUACUCUGAGCCCAACGCCAAUGUCAGAAGCUGGCAAAACUGGCAGGAACCAUGAGAAACGCGGAUAUGGCGAAAUUCUCAUGGCCAGAGCCACCACUGACACAACCGAUUCCUCUACUUCCACAACUGAGAGCACAACGUCGACCACAAGCACAUCAGACACCACCACCACCACCUCAAGCGAGUCCACUUCCACUUCAACAUCCUCAUCGACAUCCUCUACAUCCUCGAUCACUACUUCCUCGACUACCACUUCGUCAACCACCUCUUCUACGAGUUCGACUACUUCAAGCACUUCGACAUCAAGCAGCUCAACGACCAGCACAUCUUCAACAACAACUAGCACUGCAACUGCAACUAGCACCGAGAGUGCCGCCUUGAAGGCGUGGAAUCACAAGGGAAACAUUGCAGCAAUCAUAUUCGGCUGCUGUCUCAUCUCGCUAUUCUCGGGCCUCACCAUCCUUCACUGUGCACGCAAUAGGGCGAGGUCACGACGCAUUGCAGCACGAGAGCUGUUGGAAUCCAGCGCUUCCACCUCGGCCCUUCUCCCUGCAACCUCAAAAGGAGUCUCCACUCCUGAUGUCAACAGUGUUCGAUCCUCGAUGAUGUUCACCAACCAGCCACAAACAGGCUACUUCCCUUCCACACAGAGUGUACAUUCGGCGUCCAACUAUCACAGCCACGCCCAUUCAACAACGUCAGAGACCACUGCGGAACACGUCUCUACAGGGGAGCCAACAUCGCGACCGCACACUAGUGACGCGAAUACGCCUUUGGUUUGA